Messenger RNA from Arthroderma uncinatum, 2454 nucleotides. RefSeq lists its product as uncharacterized. The record is from RefSeq and is a predicted model, not a curated record. The transcript is spliced from 2 exons. Lineage: Eukaryota; Fungi; Ascomycota; Eurotiomycetes; Onygenales; Arthrodermataceae. Bases 1 to 2454 code for a protein of 817 amino acids.
AUGAUGCUUAGCUGGUUGGCAGGCUCCAAUCAGGACUUCGCAGGAGGUGCAGCAGAUGAGUCCAAGAUUAUCGAUGCGCCAGAAACCCCUGCGCCAGUUUUCGCCUACAGGGCCUUUAAAAACGCGAUGCUUGGAACUCCGGUCGCAGAAGUUGACGAGGACAAGGACUUGACUAUUCCAAUACGCCAGCUGAACCCGAACCUACACCGGCGAGAUGAUGGGUUGAAGAAGGCUGCUCAGAAGCAUUCAAUGGACGAGAACCGAAAGAUAGAAAUUCCCAGACUUGAGCCAAAACAGCAGGAACCAACACAGCCAGUCGUAUCCCCUUCUAAGAGUAUCCUACUCACUCCUGGAACUGCUGCAACGCGCCGGAAGACAGUGUCUUUUGGAGCUGGUGUGAAGGAUAAUGAGCGCAAGCCGGUUAUAUUCAACGACGGACCAGAUCUCGAGCUAAGCGGGGGGAACAUCAGCCGCCAAUGGUCAAUGAAUGUGUCUGGUGGGUCGGGACGUAGGAGCAAAUUGACACAGUCGCUACUUGAGGCCCGAGAAGAAAAAUUCGGGCAGGAAGUGGAUGGCCUAGAUGAUGUUAGUCGCCCAAAGAAAGAAGAACGACAGGAUACCUGGGAUAUGGAGUUGGAGGAUCAUCACGAUUCAGACCAAUCGCAGGAGGACGAAGAGGAUGUGACAACAAAUCUCGAGGCGCCACACUCUCAGUCGGGGAAGUACUGGAAGUCUGAAUUCGAGAACUAUCGCACGAAAACGGAGAAGGAAAUACGCAAACUCAUCGAAUACCGCUCCGUCGCCAAAUCUUAUGCGAAGAAGAAGGAAACGGAGGCGCUUCGCCUAACGGAAAAGCUGAAGCAAGAAGAAUCCAAAGUGGCGGAAAUGGAGCGACGCGUUUCUGAACUUGCUGCUGGCAUGGUUGGCGGCGCGAAUGGGGAGAACUCAAAUAAGGAUCAGAUGUUUCGCGAGCUUUCAAGGCAGACUGCUGCAGCCUUACAGUAUAAACAGAAAGCAGCAACUUUCAGGAAAACACUCGAAGAUCACGGUGUGGUCGAUAACAACAAACAACCGCAGCUGGAGGAUCUGUCACCAGACGAAACUACGCAGAAACUCCGCGAGGUCGAGAGCGCUCUGAGGGAGGCUAACGCCCAAUUGCGAGAGAGUAGCGGGAAUUCGAAGUUGAACGAACUACAAGAACUAGUACGAAGCUCGGAGCGAAAAGCUGCUGAACUCAAGAGGGAGAACCUGCUGUUGCAACGAAAUCUUGACAGAGUUAAGACUGAACUGCUACAUGUUGGGGAACGACGAAAGGCGCAAGAAGAGAGGGCAAAACAGCGCGAAGAACGGCUGGAGUCUCGUGCGCAAGAUUAUAGUAAGCGCUUGACAGACUCUUUAAGAGAUCACCAGGCAGCGGAGGAAGCACUUAAAAAGUCCUUUGACGUGGAAAGGAAGCAGAUGCAGGAAACCAUUGAUUUGCUAAAAGGGGCGCUGUCUACAGGUGGAUAUCUACGGUCUGAUAAUACUCAAACCCAAGCGCACACUCGGUCGACAGGCCCUGAAGAAUCCACAAGAGAGAUCUUUCAGCGCUUGAAGGAGGAGACUAAGCGUGACCAUCAGGCUAGAGUUGAUUCAUGCGGAUCCGAAGAUGGCGAACCAGAAAUAACUCUCGACAGUUAUAAGGAAGAGUUGAAGUCACCAACGGGGUCGCCAACGAAAUCAUCAACCAAGCCUCGUGAGCCUGCUCACCGUGCGGUCCCCGAAAGUCCCUUUGAUGACGAGACCAUUGGCGCUUUUUUGAAGAGCCUACGAGGAGAUUCCAGCUCGCCGAAGAAACAAUCUACCCAACACCGCACGGCCUCUCAGUAUAUCCUCGAUGAGAUAGAGGCCACCGACAGUGUCCUUUCUGCGAAUAUUCGUCGCAAACUGCAGCUUGAACCUGAUUCUCGAAUUCCUAGCAAACACUCAAAGAAUUCUAACGAGCCCCUUAACCUCGCAGAGGAAUUAUUCAUAAGACUCGGGGGUUCGGCCCGCAAUCUUGAAUCCCUUCGUCAAAAGGACGCCGAUAUGACAAACACUUCUCUAGUUUCAGCCCCUACUGUCACAGCAGAUAUGAAAUCCACGCCUAUCUCGAAACUAACCUCUAAACCGCGGACCUCAUAUCGCCCAGGGUACUCACCUCGUCCGUCCCUGAUGUAUCUCAACGCUGGUCGUGUAGACACGCACCCUAAAAGGCCAAAGGCUAGGACAGUCUCACAACCCGCUCGCCAGAAGGCCAUUAACACUGCUUCAGAUACAAAUCGCCCACCGAGUACCAGGCCAGACGGCCCUGCUCAUUCAAAACUCGAUUCCAUACCAUCAGAUCGACUCGCGGCGGCGAAAGCGAGGUUGAAGCAGAGGCAGCUGAAUGCUAAGGUCGAUGCAGAAGACAAGGAGAAUAUGCUUGCUGUUUAG